UCCUACGCCUAAAUACAGUUUGGUGUUACGUCAUAGGUUUAGGAGCAUAUACGGGUCACAUGACAAUAAAACAUAGGGGGAUGCAGUACGUUCAUAAAUCUAUUCAUACUAUACAGAACGUACGUGUUGAACGGUCGAUAGGUUAAUUCAGAUGUGGAACGCAUUAUUUAUAACUCCUAAUCUAUGGAGCACGUACCCUGGACUUUGAUCAAGUUAACAGGCAACGGAGAGUUUUAAUAGUGUCCAGAGUCUCCUCAUGACAGACCCACAGCCAUCCGUACUACUCAACACCGGGACGCGGAUGCCUCUGUUGGGACUGGGGACAUUUCAUUUGCAAGGUCAAGAGGACACCAACAAUGCUGUAGAUGCUGCUUUGGCAGCAGGUUACCGUGCUUUUGACACGGCUGCAGUGUACCAUAAUGAGACACAUGUGGGUCAUGCCCUUCGUUGUCUGCUGCCCAAGCACGGUCUAUCACGAGAGGAUGUUUUCAUAACCAGUAAACUAGGUCCCAAGGAUCAGGGCUCCAAAGCCAGGGAUGGCUGCCUGAGGAGCCUGGAGCAGUUGGGACUAGGCUACAUCGAUCUAUAUCUUAUUCAUUGGCCAGGUACACAGGGGAUGCCAGUGGGGGAUAAACGUAACCCUGAAAACCGUGCUCAGAGCUGGGAAGUUUUGGAGGAGUUUUACUCCGAAGGAAAGUUUCGGGCCAUUGGGGUCUCUAACUAUACUGUAGGUCACAUAAAAGAGCUUCUGAGGAGCUGUAAAGUGCCUCCAGCUGUUCUCCAGGUUGAGUUCCAUCCAAAGCUCGGGCAAAAGGAGCUGAGGGCAAUGUGUAAGGAAACAGGGGUGUGUUUUCAAGCCUACUCUUCUCUUGGAACAGGGCUUCUUCUGUCAGAUGCUGUUGUUCAGGAUGUAGCAAAAGAGAGUGGCAGGACAUCAGCCCAGGUGUUGCUGAGGUGGGCAUUGCAACAGGACAUUCCAGUCAUUCCAAAAUCACGUCAGCCUGAACGUGUGAAGGAGAAUGGUUGUCUUUUUGACUUUGAGCUUAGUGGAAAAGACAUGGAAAGGAUCUCUGCUCUUGAUUGUGAAAAAAAGUUUUGCUGGGAUCCAACACAAGUGUCCUGACAGAGAUUAAUGUGAUGUGAGAACUCAAGUCACCAAGUUCAACAUCAAAAUUCCAAGAUUGUUUAACUGUCAUUGCGAUAAGUGCCACAACACAAAUUUGAGUUCUCUAACAUAUACUAUAUAAACUGAUUUUGAUUGUUAGUUUAGAGACUCAUGGCUUUCAAAUUUAACUAUAGGACAGAAGUUCACACAAUACAAGUAUAUUAGCCUGACUUAUGUUUCAGUUGGCAAACUCAGUAAUGCUGAUUAGAUUUAGUUCAAGGUGCAGCAUAUGUUUACAAUUUCUAAUGCAAACAAAAAUGUACAGAGCAUGACUAAUGCAGAUUCUACAGAGAUUGUUACGUACAGUAUGUUUUUAAUAUUCAUACAUUUCAAUAUAACAAAAACAGAACAUGUACCUCAAGUAUUGGGGUAAAAAGGAUUUUAUUAGGCUCUAAUAUUACUAGGUAAAAACAUUAAAUUACAAAGAAAAGUAAUAAAAAACAUUCAUAAAUGGUUUUGUCAUUUUCAAGUAAUACCAGUUACGAUGACGCUCCUAUUCUUGGUUUUUGGAUCUCAAGAACUUAAAAAUAUGUAGUUGUGGGUAUUUAAAUCCAUUUUUGUUGUUUUGUCAAUUUGCUUUGGUAGACCAUCGCAAAUUAUUAUCACUCCAAUAAAAAAUGAAAGGGU
This is a messenger RNA of Triplophysa dalaica, 1792 nucleotides long. RefSeq lists its product as uncharacterized. NCBI's taxonomy places the organism in Eukaryota, Metazoa, Chordata, Actinopteri, Cypriniformes, Nemacheilidae. The record is from RefSeq and is a predicted model, not a curated record. Bases 257 to 1123 code for a protein of 288 amino acids. The transcript is spliced from 3 exons. Gene Ontology annotation, molecular function: oxidoreductase activity.